UAUGCGUUGAGUUAUGAGAUAUUAACAGCUUCCAGCUCACAAGUUUUUUCCGUAUGUCCUAAUGAACAAGGUUCACAGCCUACAUUGAGUGAUGAAAUAUUACCAGUUUUUGGUUCACAAGUUCUUUCCGUACAUCCUAAUGAUAGUUUACAGCCCAUGUUAAGUGAUGAAAUAUUAUCAGUUUUUGAUUCACAAGUUUUUUUGUAUACCCUAUUGAACAAAGUUCACAGCUCAU
Messenger RNA from Racocetra fulgida, 235 nucleotides. The record is from the annotation of a GenBank genome assembly. Lineage: Eukaryota; Fungi; Glomeromycota; Glomeromycetes; Diversisporales; Gigasporaceae.